AUGGCUUCUGGGCCUCAUCCUACUAGGAGGCUCAGCUUGCGCUUCAACCAUUCCAAUGGUGAUAUUGAUAUUAUCAAUCUGAUGCAGCAUAAUGAUGAGCCUACCAAAUACGGUGGCUUGGUAGGAGGCCCUACUCGCAGGGUCUACGUGUGGAGAUACCCCAUUGGAAUGGAUGCCAUCCUCUUCCUCUUCACACUACGAGUAUGA
Molecule: messenger RNA, 207 nt
Organism: Perkinsus marinus ATCC 50983
Lineage: Eukaryota; Perkinsozoa; Perkinsida; Perkinsidae
Exons: 2
Coding region: 1-207 (68 amino acids)
Source: RefSeq, a predicted model, not a curated record